AUGACAACUGCAAACUCCAGCAAUAUCCUCUCCUCCACCUUCUAUCUCACAGGUAUCCCUGGAUAUGAGGAAUUUCACCACUGGAUUUCCAUCCCAUUCUGUCUCCUCUACCUUGUUGGAAUCAUGGGUAACUGUACUAUCCUACAUAUUGUCCAGACAGACCCCAGGCUCCAUCAGCCCAUGUACUACUUCUUGGCCAUGCUUUCUCUCACUGACAUGGGCAUGUCCUUGCCCACAAUGAUAUCACUCUUCAGGGUGUUGUGGUCCCUUUCCAGGGAGAUCCAGUUCAACACCUGUGUGGUCCAAAUGUUUUUCAUUCACACUUUCUCCUUCACUGAAUCAUCUGUGCUCUUGGCCAUGGCCCUUGACCGAUAUGUGGCCAUCUGCCACCCACUAAGAUAUGCUACCAUUUUCACUCCAACACUUAUCACUAAAAUUGGAAUUGCAGCCCUGCUCAGAAGUGCCCUUCCUGUGAUUCCACUUCUGGCCCGGCUGGCCUUCUUUCCAUUUUGCCAUUCUCACACCCUUUCUCAUUCUUACUGUCUGCACCAGGAUGUGAUCCGCCUUGCUUGUGCUGACACUAAGUUUAAUGUUAUUUAUGGGUUAGUUCUGAUCACUUUGCUGUGGGGAAUGGACUCUCUGGGUAUUUUUGUGUCUUAUGUUUUCAUCCUUCACUCAGUAUUAAAAAUUUCAUCUCAGGAGGGGAGAUUUAAGGCUCUCAACACAUGUGCAUCUCACAUCUGUGCUGUACUUAUUCUUUAUGUGCCUAUGAUUGGGCUCUCUAUUGUCCAUCGUUUUGCCAAACACUCAUCCCCUCUCAUCCACAUCUUCAUGGCACAUAUCUACCUGCUAGUUCCACCUGUGCUCAACCCAAUCAUCUAUAGUGUGAAGACCAAGCAGAUCCGCCAAGGAGUUCUCCACCUGCUUUUCACCCUAAAACUCAGUUCUUCUGUGAUGUAG
Molecule: messenger RNA, 960 nt
Organism: Cervus elaphus (red deer)
Lineage: Eukaryota; Metazoa; Chordata; Mammalia; Artiodactyla; Cervidae
Product: olfactory receptor 51L1-like
Exons: 1
Coding region: 1-960 (319 amino acids)
Biological process (GO): G protein-coupled receptor signaling pathway
Cellular component (GO): membrane
Molecular function (GO): G protein-coupled receptor activity; olfactory receptor activity
Source: RefSeq, a predicted model, not a curated record